ACAUAACAGUCAACUCUCUCUCUCUCUCUCUCUCUCUCUCUAUGGCGUUUCGCAGCUUCUCCUGCUAAAUGCUUAAUUCACAUUCCGGAAUUCGACCUCAAGAACAACAAAAAAUCUGCACCCACCAAAAGAUUUCUCAAACACUCGAAAAAGUUUAGCCCAUGUUGAAAACAGCCACCGCCAUCUUCCUAGGCUUAGCCACCUCUUUCACCUUCUUUCUCCUUUCUCCCCCUCCAAAAUCAUCAUUUCACUCCCUCUUCACAUCCACUUCUCUAUCUGACAACGCCUCAAUAUCACACCACCUCUACACCCUCACUCGCCGGCCCCACGUUGCCGGCUCCGAGGCAAACGCCGAGGCCGCAGCCUACGUUCUAUCCGUCUUCACUUCCAGCAAUAUCAAAUCUCACAUAGCAUCCUACGAGGUGUCUCUAACCUACCCAGCACAGCGUUCCCUAUCGCUAACACGUCCACCUCCAGAGCCGCCCACUGCGUUCAGUCUUCGUCAAGAAAUUUACGACGGCGAUCCAUAUGCCGACGUGUCAGACCAAGUUCAGCCUACUUUCCAUGCAUAUGCAAAGUCCGGCACUGUCUCUGCACCCGUGGCUUACGUGAACUAUGGGCGGGUGGAAGACUACACGACGCUGAAGGAAAUGGGUGUGAAUGUGUCGGGUACAGUUGUAUUGGCAAGGUAUGGAGAAAUAUACAGAGGGCACAUAGUCAAGAAUGCAUACGUGGCAGGCGCUGUAGGGGUGUUGGUGUAUACAGAUAGGAAGGACUACGGUGGCGGGGGAGGGGAUACACGGUGGUUCCCAGAUGACAGGUGGAUGCCACCCAGUGGAGUACAGGUGGGAACGGUUUACAAUGGGCUUGGAGACCCUACCACACCUGGGUGGGCGAGCAGCGGAGACUGUGAAAGGUUAUCAGAAGAGGAAGUAGAGAAAGGAGGGGAUGUUCCUCUUAUACCUUCAUUGCCAAUAUCUGCGGCAGAUGGUGAAACAAUCUUAGGAUCGAUUGGCGGACAUGUUGCUAAUGAGGAUUGGCAGGGAAGCAAAGAUGCGCCUACCUACAGGGUCGGACCGGGGCCAGGGAUUGUCAAUCUCAGUUACACUGGAAAGCAAUUCAUAGGGACAAUUCAGAAUGUCAUUGGUGUGAUUGAAGGAGCAGAAGAGCCUGAUCGAUUUGUCAUACUGGGUAAUCAUCGGGAUGCAUGGACUUUUGGAGCCGUUGAUCCCAACAGUGGCACCGCAGCAUUGCUACAGAUUGCUGAAAGACUGGGGAAGAUGCAAGGAGGAGGAUGGAAACCUCGAAGAACAAUUGUGUUGUGCAAUUGGGAUGCGGAGGAAUAUGGCCUGCUAGGAUCAACGGAAUGGGUAGAAGAGAACAGACAAAUGCUAGCUUCAAGGGCUGUUGCGUACUUAAAUGUUGACUGUGCGGUAUCUGGACCAGGUUUCUAUGCCUCUGCAACUCCCCAGCUUGAUGAACUGCUCAAACGAGCAACUCAAGAGGUUCAAGACCCAGAUAACCCAUCACAAAGUAUUUACGAUUCAUGGGUCGGUUCUAGCAAUUCUCCCCUGAUUGGGAGGUUAGGAGAUGGAGGAUCAGAUUUUGCAGCUUUUGUGCAACAUGUAGGGAUUCCAGCAACUGGAAUGUUUUUUGGAGGAGGUAACAAGCACAAGUUUUCUUUCAUCUCACAUCAUCCUUUAGUUGGGUACCCUGUAUACCACUCAAUGUACGAUGACUUUAUCUGGAUGCAAAAAUUUGGUGAUCCAAUGUUUCAUAGACAUGUUGCAGUGGCAAGUGUUUGGGGUUUAGUGGCUCUUUGGUUAGCAGACGAGGAGUUUUUGCCUUACAACUAUCUCUCCUAUGCACAGGAGCUGCAGACAUACACAAAGGACUUAAAAGUUGAGAUCUCAGAUAAGAACAUAAGCCUAACUCCUUUGUUCAAGUCCAUAGAGGAGCUCCAAAAAGCAGCCACCACAGUGAACAACCAGAGAAAGGCAAUAGAAGAAAGAAAAGGUUGGGCAUCAAUCUGGAAUAAAGAUCAUUUGAAGGUGAGAGAGCUGAAUGACAGACUAAUGAUGGCAGAGCGUGCAUUUACAGACCAAGAUGGACUCUCUGAAAGGUCAUGGUAUAAGCAUUUGAUUUAUGGGCCCUCAAAGCACAAUGACUAUGAAUCUAAAUCCUUCCCUGGGAUAAAUGAUGCAAUUGAGAAGGCAAAGGAUCUGAAUACUGCAGAGGCGUGGCAUUUAGUACAACAUGAAGUUUGGCGAGUCUCUCGAGCUGUCAGACAUGCUUCACUAAUUCUCAAUGGCGAACUAACAUGAAUCAUAUACUAUAAUGUUGGCUAUUGUGAAUCAAUUUUAUUACAAAAAAAUUGAUCAGUCCUAAUCCCUAGCUUCAUUAAACUCUAUCUAGGACUACACAUUCGAUCAUUUACUAUAAUGUCUCUUCCUACUGCAUCAGCCCCCAUUUGCUAUGGCUUUCAUCUUGUCCUUGUAGCUCCAUCCAGACAUCAUAUCAUCUCAGUUUUUGGCACUA
Molecule: messenger RNA, 2538 nt
Organism: Alnus glutinosa
Lineage: Eukaryota; Viridiplantae; Streptophyta; Magnoliopsida; Fagales; Betulaceae
Product: probable glutamate carboxypeptidase LAMP1
Exons: 12
Coding region: 162-2324 (720 amino acids)
Molecular function (GO): carboxypeptidase activity
Source: RefSeq, a predicted model, not a curated record